AAGCAAAGGUGAGAUUGUCUGGACUCUGCUCUAGCUUGACCCACACUUCAGAAGUCCCUGGAGUUGAACUUUCUGCUCAUGGAUCCUGGUUGGCUUGGUGACCCCUCAUGAUGUUCUCUCAGCAAAGAUUCUUUGGUACUGAUCUACCAAGACCAGAAGAGUCUGAACUGAAGAAUUUUUGUUCCAGAAAUAUACUGAUCAUCCUUGGCUUCUCCUGUAUCAUAGCUGUGAUUGCUUUGAUUGCUGUGGGGUUGACCCAGAACAAACCAUUGCCAGAAAAUGUUAAGUAUGGGAUUGUGCUGGAUGCAGGCUCUUCUCACACAAGUUUGUACAUCUAUAAGUGGCCAGCAGAAAAGGAGAAUAACACAGGGGUGGUGCACCAGGUAACAGAGUGCAAGCUGAAAGGUCCUGGAAUCUCAAGAUAUGCCAAAAAAUUAAGUGAAAUAGACAUUUAUCUGAUGGCAUGCAUGGUAAGAGCCACUCAAGUGGUUCCAAAGUCCCGGCACCAAGAGACCCCUGUUUAUUUGGGAGCAACAGCAGGCAUGCGGUUGCUCAGGAUAGAGAAUGAGCAGUUGGCAGACAAGGUCCUGGCUGCGGUGGCGAGGAGCCUCAGCAACUACCACUUCGACUUCCAGGGUGCCAGAAUCAUCACCGGCCAGGAGGAAGGUGCCUAUGGCUGGAUUACCAUCAACUACCUGCUGGGCAAAUUCACUCAGAAACUGAGUUGGCUCAACCUGAGGCCAAAUGAAGACAGUGCUCUUGAAACCUACGGGGCUUUAGACCUUGGGGGAGCCUCUACACAAAUCACUUUUGUGCCGCAAGACAAGAAGAUCGAGUCUCCAAGCAAUGCUCUGCACUUCCGCCUCUAUGGCAGGGACUACAGUGUGUACACGCACAGCUUCUUGUGCUAUGGGAAGGAUCAAGCACUCAGGCAGAAACUGGCCAAGGACAUUCAGGGUACAAACGGAACCCUCAGGGACCCAUGCUUUCACCCUGGAUACGAGACAGUAAUGAACGUAAGUGACCUCUACAGUAGUCCCUGCACCAAGAGAUAUGAGAGGACUCUUCCAUUCGAUCAAUUUCAAAUCCAGGGCACUGGAAAUUAUCAACAAUGCCAGCAAAGCAUCCUUCAGCUCUUCAACACCAGUUACUGCCCUUACUCCCACUGUUCCUUCAAUGGGAUCUUCUUGCCGUCACUUCACGGGGAUUUUGGGGCAUUUUCGGCUUAUUACUAUGUCAUGGAAUUUUUAAACUUUACAUCAGAGGAAACCCCCUCACAGGAAAAGAUGACGGACACUAUGGAAAAGUUCUGUUCUCAGCCUUGGGAGGAGCUGAAGACACGUUUUGGUGAUGUGAAGGAGAAGUACCUGAGUGAAUACUGCUUUUCUGGAACCUACAUCCUCUCUCUCCUUGUGAGUGGCUAUGGUUUCACGGCUGAUUCCUGGAAGAACAUUCAUUUCAUGGGCAAGAUCCAGAGCAGCAAUGUUGGGUGGACUCUGGGCUACAUGCUGAACCUGACCAACAUGAUCCCAGCUGAGCAGCCGUUAUCCACACCUCUGACCCACUCCACCUAUGUCUUCCUCAUGGUUCUCUUCUCAGUGAUCCUGGUUGCAGUGGUCAUCAUAGGCAUGUUUAUCUUUCACAAGCCUUCAUACUUCUGGAAAGACAUGGUAUAGCAGGAGCAGCUGAAACCUGCUGGGUGGAGUGAGAAAAAAACUUGCCCAAGGAGCACCUUCCUCCACAGUGGUGUACAAGGUCAUCCUUCCUUGCUCACCAAGGCCAGUCUUGACCAGCACGAAGCUUCCUUGGCUUUUGCUGAAGCUUUUCCAUGGAAGGUAUUCACCACCUUCUGCCUCAAGGACUACCCAGAAGACAUCGUCUCUUUUAUGAUUCCUUCCCAACUCCACUUCUCUCUUUUGUACCCUGUGCUUGUAUGGGUCUUAAAGACCUGUUACCUUUCAUGAUGUCUGCUUUAUAAAAAAACAAAAACAAAAA
Molecule: messenger RNA, 1995 nt
Organism: Lontra canadensis (Northern American river otter)
Lineage: Eukaryota; Metazoa; Chordata; Mammalia; Carnivora; Mustelidae
Gene: ENTPD1
Product: ectonucleoside triphosphate diphosphohydrolase 1
Exons: 10
Coding region: 108-1676 (522 amino acids)
Biological process (GO): nucleoside diphosphate catabolic process
Cellular component (GO): plasma membrane
Molecular function (GO): GDP phosphatase activity; UDP phosphatase activity
Source: RefSeq, a predicted model, not a curated record